UGUAGGGCCUGCUUAGGUGACAAGUUUCCUCUCAGUAGCAACAUGAAGACGAUCUUCGUAUUGAUUGGCGUGGCAUCUCUGGCUGUCUUGUGCCAGGCUGAUGGUGGACACGGUGGUGGGUACGGGCACGGUGGCCAUGGCGGUGGAUACGGGCACGGUGGCCAUGGCAGUGGAUACGGGCACGGAGGACACGGCGGUGGGUACGGACAUGGAGGCGGCCACGGGCACGGAGGUGGAUAUGGAGUAGGCGGCAUCUCGAACAGCAACUUCAACCUGGCAGGUCCUAAGGGUGGAUACGGCCAUGGAGGAGGUCACGGAGGUGGAUACGGCCAUGGAGGAGGUCACGGAGGUGGAUAUGGUCAUGGUGGCGGCCAUGGAGGAGGAUACGGCCAUGGAGGUGGCCAUGGGGGCUACGGACAUUAAUGGCCCCAACAUCAGAGUUGUUUAUAUGACACAGAUGUCCAUGCUCUAGGAUUAAUUAGACAUGAAGAGCUAUUACCUUAAGUAUCUUUACAUCUCAUGUAACAUGUUCGUGGUAGUCAUUGAAUGUAUAUAAUAUAAAUUGACGUA
Molecule: messenger RNA, 570 nt
Organism: Penaeus vannamei (Pacific white shrimp)
Lineage: Eukaryota; Metazoa; Arthropoda; Malacostraca; Decapoda; Penaeidae
Source: RefSeq, a predicted model, not a curated record